This is a messenger RNA of Corythoichthys intestinalis (scribbled pipefish), 1449 nucleotides long. RefSeq names its product transmembrane protein 30B (gene tmem30b). Lineage: Eukaryota; Metazoa; Chordata; Actinopteri; Syngnathiformes; Syngnathidae. The coding region runs from base 94 to 1113 and encodes 339 amino acids. The transcript has 8 exons. Gene Ontology annotation, cellular component: Golgi apparatus; plasma membrane; endoplasmic reticulum. The record is from RefSeq and is a predicted model, not a curated record.
CAAGGCUGGGCGCAUGAACAGUCUGACGUCAUGAAAAGAAAACAAUAGGCGGGGUUGAAGAAAAGGAGGAAGACGACAGGUAAAGCAUAGAAGAUGGUAAAGGAGGAGAAUGAGUCGGCUAACCGGCCUGACAACACUGCCUUCACCCAGCAGAGGCUUCCAGCAUGGCAGCCUAUUCUGUCUGCUGGCAUCGUCAUCCCUGGGUUUACAAUCAUUGGUUUGGCCUUCAUUGGCAUCGGAGUUGCCCUCUUCAUCACCUCACGCAGCAUCCAAGUAUUAGAGCUUGAUUACACAGGUGCGGAGCAGAACUCGCCAUGCUUUACAUGCUCAAACCCUGCCGAGAGGAACUGCGUUUGCACACUACAGUUCUCCAUCAACAAGCUCUUUGAGGGGCCGGUGUUCUUUUAUUAUGGCUUGUCCAACUACUUCCAGAACUACAGAAGGUAUGGUGUCUCCAGAGAUGAUAACCAGCUUUACGGAGACCUGACGUCCUUCAAGGAACCCACCGAUCAAUGUGAGCCCUAUCGAUACAACGGCAACAAGCGACCGAUUGUGCCAUGUGGCUCGAUAGCAAACAGCAUGUUUAACGACACGUUCAACCUGUUUCAGAUCGUGAACGGCCAGCGGAAGGUCGUGCCUUUGGAUGGGAAAGGGAUUUCCUGGUGGACCGAUUACAAUGUUAAGUUCAGAAAUCCCACGAUCACACCUCUAAGGAAUGCAUUCAAUGAUACCGUGAAGCCACCGUUUUGGCCCAGACCGGCUUAUGAGCUGGACACGUCAGACCCGGCAAAUAACGGCUUCAUCAACCAAGAUUUCCUGGUGUGGAUGCGAACAGCCGCGCUGCCGGAUUUUCGCAAACUGUACCGGAGGAUCACAGAGGGGGAUUACGCCAAUGGCCUUCCGGCAGGAAACUACUCCCUGGAUAUCGCUUACAACUAUCCUGUGAUAAAAUUCAAAGGGAGAAAGAAGGUGGUGUUCAGCAACGUGUCCUGGAUGGGGGGCAAGAACGAGUUCCUGGGUAUCGCCUACCUGGUGAUCGGCUCGCUGUGCGUGGUCAUGGCGGUGGUCAUGCUUAUCGUCUACGCCAAAUUCAAGUUCCCCGAGGAGGAAUGAGAAAAUCAUUUGUUGAAAGUUUGAUGGCUAAUACGUAAAUGCCAGAAUUAGAACAGUAAUGCAAAGUCUGUACAGCCUUUUUUGAAUGUGUUCUAUGAUGAACUUUCUGCAUUGACUCAAGUGAUGAAGGCAGAUUUGCAUAGACAUGUUGCAUCUAAAUACUAUACGUUAUCUAAUUAUCUAAGUUUUUUUCCUCAGGGUGUUUUGUUUUUUUAAUGUACUUAUUCUAUUUUACACCAUAGGAUUUCUCAUUUUAAAUGAACAACCAUAUACACAUAUUUACUGUUACAAAAAUGGAAUCCAAUACCUUAAAAAUAUGGGGCAAUGGAAAUUUUA